Messenger RNA from Marasmius oreades (fairy-ring Marasmius), 1368 nucleotides. RefSeq names its product 2-oxoisovalerate dehydrogenase subunit beta 2, mitochondrial (gene DIN4). The transcript is spliced from 9 exons. The coding region runs from base 66 to 1295 and encodes 409 amino acids. Lineage: Eukaryota; Fungi; Basidiomycota; Agaricomycetes; Agaricales; Marasmiaceae. The record is from RefSeq and is a predicted model, not a curated record. Gene Ontology annotation, biological process: response to nutrient; branched-chain amino acid catabolic process. Gene Ontology annotation, molecular function: catalytic activity.
CUCCGAUUUGAGCCUCGUACCUCGGCUCAAAUCUAGGAAACACGGAUCUUAGCAUCUUCACUUUCAUGUUCACCUCCACAUUGCGGAAGAGGAUUCCUCGAAUUCUUAAUGUUCGAUUUAGUUCGAGCGUAGAACCUCCGCCAGCCGGUGGACAUUUACCUUCAGUUGCAACCUCCCAGUUACUGAGGUCAACUCGCGAUACUGCCUUGCGUACUCCGGAUCUUGUUUGGGUCGAUGAAGGAAGCUCUGAGACCUCGGAAAGCUUAGUUGGUGGACGGGAGACACGUAAAAUGAACACCUACCAAGCCGUGAGGGAUGCGAUGAGUGUUGCGUUGACCAAAGACGACGACGCUGUCGUAUUUGGGGAAGACGUCGCGUUUGGAGGCGUAUUCAGAUGCACGAUGGGUCUCGCGGAAGAGUUUGGUCGUGAACGCGUAUUCAAUACUCCUUUGACGGAACAGGGGCUUGUUGGGUUUGGGAUAGGCCUUGCUAUGAUGGGUCACACCGCCAUUGCUGAAAUCCAAUUCGCGGACUACAUUUUCCCUGCUUUUGACCAGUUGGUCAAUGAGGCUGCCAAAAUACGUUAUCGCUCCGGAGGGCAAUACAACUGUGGCAAAUUGACCGUUCGCACACCAACCAUGUCUGUGGGUCACGGAGGAUUGUAUCAUUCACAAUCGCCAGAAGGUUUCUUCAUGGGUGUUUCGGGGUUAAAGGUUGUUAUUCCUCGUUCUCCCAUACAAGCCAAAGGACUCCUUCUAGCUUCCAUUAGAGACCCCAAUCCAGUCGUGUUCAUGGAGCCGAAGGUUCUUUAUCGUUCAGCAGUCGAACAAGUCCCUAUCGAUGAUUACACCCUUCCGCUCAGCCGUGCAGAAAUCUUGGUUCCUGGUUCCGACUUGACACUACUCUCAUGGGGAACUCCUCUCUACCAUUGUGAAACAGCAUUGCAUAUGCUAUCUUCCCCCGCUCCCACACUCGAACCUCACAUACCUACGUCGCUACGGACAGCAAAAAUAGAGCUUAUAGACCUUCGUACCAUCCUACCUUGGGAUGUGGACACCGUCGUAGAGAGUGUCAAGAGGACUGGCAGGUUAGUCGUUGUACAUGAAGCUGGAAUGACGGCUGGUGCUGGAGCGGAGAUCUGUGCCGAGGUUCAGAAGAGGUGUUUCUUAAAAUUGAAUGCUCCGGUCAGACGUGUCACUGGUUGGGAUACCCCUGCCGGUUUGCAGUUUGAGAAAUUCAUUAUGCCGGAUGCCAUUCGUGUGCUUGACGCCAUCGUUGAAACUCUGUCGUACUAGAAAAUGUUGACAAUGGGUACAACUUGGCUAACGAAUGUAUAUCAGUGAAUGCCUCACGCAAAGCAUUUCUUCC